UGCCAUGUCAUGCUCAUCACAAACCAAACCAGCCGGAGCAUCCAGCGGCCAGCCGGCGAGCAAAACGAGUGCUUGCUAGUUGCUACUACUAGCAGUAACAGGUGUGCUGCAGAGUCCGUAGCUAAGCUUGUUUGUGGUUGAGAGAUGGAGGCGAGGGUGGCCGCGGCGGUGCUCGUGCUGCUGGCGCUGGUGCUCGUCGUCCCGGAGGCGUGCCGGGCGGAGCGGUUCAUCGUCGGCGACGCGGCGCGGUGGACGUGGGGGUACAACUACACCGACUGGGUCAUCAGGAAGGGCCCCUUCUUCCAGGACGACAGCCUCGUGUUCACGUACGACCCGCCGAACGCGACGACGCACGCGCACAGCGUGUACAUGAUGCGGAACCUGGCUGACUACCAGUCGUGCAACCUCAAGGCGGCCAAGCUGGUGGCCGGCGUGACGGAGGGCGUCGGCGCGGGCUUCGAGUUCGUCCUCAAGAAGCGCAAGAUGCACUACUUCGUCUGUGGCGAGCGCCAAGGCCUCCACUGCACCGCCGGCCAGAUGAAGUUCAUCGUCAAGCCCAAGAGCUCCGUCUGCCGCGACUGAUCGACCGCCCCCUCCUCGCAGGCCCCCGCCGGUUGUCCAUGGCGUCCACAGCCUUCGCCGUCUUCCUCUUCUGCAUGCCGCCUUCUUCUUCCUAUUCUGUCUGAAAUCAUUUGUUAUACUUGCUGCUUGUAAGUUAUCACAAUUGUUGCAUUCAUAUGUGUCGUGUGCUGUAAACUGUGUUGCGUGAUACGCUUUUUAUGCAUGACUCGGUGCUUUUAAUAAAGUAGGGAGUGUGUGCGCGCGCGCGUGUUGCUAUAGAUUAA
Messenger RNA from Aegilops tauschii subsp. strangulata, 845 nucleotides. RefSeq names its product blue copper protein 1b. The record is from RefSeq and is a predicted model, not a curated record. Gene Ontology annotation, molecular function: electron transfer activity. NCBI's taxonomy places the organism in Eukaryota, Viridiplantae, Streptophyta, Magnoliopsida, Poales, Poaceae.